ACACCCUCUCCCUAUCCAUAAACCCUUCCACCACACUACUCCAAACCACCGUAUCCAUGGCGGCGACAACUGCGGUGGCAAUCGGACGAUCACUCCUGACCUUCCGAUCGGCAUCUCCAUCUUCAUACUUUAUCAUUUCCAAGCGUCUUUUUUCCUCUUCAUCUUCCAUAGCUAGAGCUCCUCCUCUACCCGGAUUCCGGCGACCCGUCCGGUCGGCAGCAUGUCUUUCACACUCUCUCCAAGUGGCCGCACCAGGCGCUGUGCGUCUGAACCCUAUCCGGUGCCGUGUGAACCGCUCUGGAGGUGCGUACUCUCCGCUUAACUCCGGUUCGAACUUCAGUGAUCGACCACCGACGGAGAUGGCGCCGUUGUUUCCUGGAUGUGAUUACGAGCAUUGGUUGAUCGUUAUGGAUAAGCCUGGUGGUGAAGGCGCCACUAAGCAACAGAUGAUUGACUGUUACGUUGAAACCUUAGCUAAAGUUCUAGGAAGUGAGGAAGAAGCAAAGAAGAAGAUUUAUAAUGUUUCUUGUGAGAGGUACUUUGGGUUUGGCUGCGAGAUUGAUGAAGAGACAUCAAAUAAGCUUGAAGGACUCCCUGGUGUUCUCUUUGUGCUACCAGAUUCAUAUGUGGAUGCAGAAAACAAAGAUUAUGGAGCUGAGCUGUAUGUGAACGGAGAGAUCGUUCAGAGAUCACCUGAAAGGCAAAGGAGGGUGGAACCAGUUCCACAAAGAGUGCAAGACAGACCCAGAUACAAUGACCGAACCCGUUAUGUUAGGCGUCGUGAAAAUAGCCGGUAAUCAUGAUUAAUAUCCAAAGUAUGUAAUAAGCAACUUAAAAUCUCUAUAUCGCCGGUAAUGGAUUGAUUGGCUAUCGUUGAAGUAGUUGGUAUCUUGGGUGUAAUCGUUGUCUCUCAAGUGAAUGAAAGAAUGUUGCUUUUUCAAAGCCUCUUUCGGGUAAUCAAUAGUUUUUCAUUCCUUCUGGAAGGAAAAAUUACAUGUAGUCACGUGUAAAAUAGUACCAACGAACGAGGCUCACGUGUUUUGCAGUAUGUUUGUGCUGAAUUUGUUUGAAUGCUAAUUUGAAGUGCUGAAACUAA
Messenger RNA from Cynara cardunculus var. scolymus (artichoke), 1096 nucleotides. RefSeq names its product multiple organellar RNA editing factor 2, chloroplastic-like. Gene Ontology annotation, cellular component: mitochondrion. The transcript is spliced from 4 exons. Lineage: Eukaryota; Viridiplantae; Streptophyta; Magnoliopsida; Asterales; Asteraceae. Gene Ontology annotation, biological process: cytidine to uridine editing; mitochondrial mRNA modification. Bases 57 to 797 code for a protein of 246 amino acids. The record is from RefSeq and is a predicted model, not a curated record.